This is a messenger RNA of Anopheles nili, 2320 nucleotides long. RefSeq lists its product as uncharacterized. Gene Ontology annotation, molecular function: serine-type endopeptidase activity. The record is from RefSeq and is a predicted model, not a curated record. Lineage: Eukaryota; Metazoa; Arthropoda; Insecta; Diptera; Culicidae. The transcript is spliced from 9 exons. The coding region runs from base 17 to 2320 and encodes 767 amino acids. Gene Ontology annotation, biological process: proteolysis.
GCAGCAACGUCUUACGAUGUAUUUCUACAAAAUAAUUUUGAUUUUAGUCAUUACAGUGGCAGCUGCACAUGGCCAAGAAGAAAACGAUGAACUAAAAUGUCCAGAAGGGUAUUGUGUUUCAAAAUUUCUGUGCCCCAACUCUACGUACAUAGAUGAUCCGAAGGAAGCUCAAAACAGUCUUUUGGUAGGACUGCGUAUGGGUCUGGAUAUUGAUGAUGUGGACACGUGCGAAAAUUACUUUCUCAAGUGUUGCAAAACUGCGCCGGUACCACCAACAGCAAUCGACAAUGCAGACAGCGAGGAACUUACCGUACCGCCACCAUCUAACACGGAGUGUGGACAGUUUAAUGAAAAAGGAUUAAUCUACGAGUUGCACAACAACAAUUCGUUGGCGCAAUACGCAGAAUUCCCUUGGGUUGUGUACAUUUUUACUAAUGAGAAGCAGCCUGCAUCGUCUUCUUCUUCAAAUUUUGUAGCCGGAGGCGCCCUUAUCCAUCCUCGCUUUGUAGUGACUUCGGCGCAUAAUCCGGACGGAAAGAAAAAUUUAUUUGCACGUUUCGGGGAGUGGGAUAUUGGGACGACCAAGGAACCAUUCCCGCAAAAGGAAAUUCGAGUAAUGGAGAUAACAAAACAUCCCAAUUAUGUGAAUAAUCCCAUACAAAAUGAUAUUGCGCUUCUGUUACUAGCAGAAAAUGUGCGAUAUCAACCGAACAUUCUGCCAAUUUGUUUGCCGGAACCAAGUGAUGUAUUCGAAGGAGCACGUUGUAUUUCGAACGGCUGGGGCAAGGAACGUGGAGUUUUUGCGAAUGUUAUGAAAAAGAUUACAGUGCCAGUCAUUUCACGUUCGAAUUGUACCCGUAUGCUACGCUUUGCCGGUCUGGGACCUUUCUUUAGGUUACGAGAUGGUUUCAUGUGCGCUGGUGGGGAAGCAAACGUCGACAUGUGUAAAGGAGAUGGCGGUUCUCCAUUAGCCUGCCAGUCUUCCACCGGUAGUUUUGUGUUGGCUGGAAUUGUAUCUUGGGGCAUUGGUUGUGGAGGAUAUGAUGUUCCUGGCGUAUAUGUUUCAGUUGCUAAUUAUGUGAGCUGGAUUAACGAAAGAAUUGUUGAAUACUCAUUGGAUAAUGACAUGAUUUUAAACACCGUUAUCAACGGUUGCAACUGUCAGUUAGGAUUCAUCACGCAGCUCCCCAUAUCAAGAUCAGUGUAUUCUAGUUCGUCGAUCCAAACGCUACUGCUUUUACACUUCGUCAUGUAUUGGCGGUUAUUUUUGAUACUUUGCAUUCACUCAAUUCCAAGCCAGACAAACGCGCAAUCGGACGAGCUAUACGAAUGUCCCGGAGGAUACUGUGCACCGAAAUUUUUGUGCCCGAACGGAGUGUACGACGAAAGUCUCGCUCAGAAUAAAGAAGUUGUUAAGCUCCGAUUUGGAGAAGACGAUGAAUGUUUGGACUAUAUGCUAGUAUGUUGCUCAAAUGCAAGCAAUAUUCGAAAGAUGUCCAUCGAUGAAAGUGACCCAUCUGACUAUACGUGCGGAGUAAGCAAUCCUGGAGGAUUAGCUUAUCAACUCGAGGGAAACCGCUCGUACGCUAGUUAUGGGGAAUUCCCAUGGGUAGCGGCCAUUUUUUCAACCUUCAGCAUUUCAAAUGUACCAUCAUUUGAGUACUUAGGAGGUGGAUCGUUAAUACAUCCCAAAUUUGUUGUGACUGCGGCACAUAUUCUAAAAACGAAAGAUAAUCUCGUCGCAUCGUUUGGAGACUGGGACAUACAACGAGACGAGAACAUAUAUUCGAAACAGAAAAUCAAUAUUGAUCGGAACAUUAUAAUUCAUCCUGAGUACACCAGCAUCGGGUUCUUGAACGAUAUUGCGUUAUUGAGGCUACAAGAACAAGUAGUUUAUCAGAAACACAUUCGACCCAUUUGUUUGCCUGAGCCCUCCGAUGUUUUCGAUGGCCAACUGUGCACGUCCACCGGAUGGGGCAUGGAAGCCCACACCAGGAAAUAUGCGAAUGUUUUGAAACGAGUUGAUCUUCCUGUUGUUUCACGACAAACAUGCAAGCAACAGUUUGCGGCGACACGGCUUGGCCCCUUUUUCCGAUUGCAUAAAAGCUUUUUGUGCGCCGGUGGUGAAGCUGGUGCUGACACGUGCGACGGUGAUGGCGGUUCUGCACUGGCCUGCCCGACUUCUUCUGGAUCUUAUGUUUUAGCUGGAAUUGUUUCCUGGGGUCUUGGUUGUCUUCAGCAGGACGUUCCGGGUGCAUAUGUGAAUGUAGCUAAAUUUGCCUCGUGGAUAAACUCCGUCAUUGGAGAAUCUGAACAAUAA